AUGGACACAACUCGCCUGCCCGAGUCCAAGGUCGAAUCCGCCCGCAAACCCCAAGGCCGCCAAUACGGCCAGACAUCUGUUACCCCACGUGCUGCGAUGGGCUUUCCCUCCUCUCUCGACCCAAAGAGAGAGGACACAUCUACUUCAAUUUCAUGUGAGAUAUGUGGCUAUGUGGGUCAUUCUGCACUUCAAUGUCAAUUAGGAAACCCCCCAUCCAUUGAUACUUCUGGUAAUGAGAAAGUUAGCUAUGUUAAUAACUUUAAUCAGAAGGGAGACCCAUUCUCCAAUACUUAUAAUCCGGGGUGGAGGAAUCAUCCUAAUUUUUCUUAUAGAAACCCACCUGGAAAUCCCAUGCCUGCAUCUAAUUUUGGUCCACCUGGUUUUCGUGCUCAUCAAUCUAAUUUCCCUUCUCAAAAGUCAAAUUUGGAAAAUAUGAUGGAGAAGUUUGUGACGACUCAAUCAAAAUUGAAUGAAGAGUUUAAGCAGCAACAACAAACCACGAAUGAGGUGGUAAAACAAUUGGCCUCUAAGAUGGAUUCCCUAGCUACGCAUAACAAGAUGUUAGAGACACAAAUCACCCAAUUGGCACAAAAUGUUAGCUCUUCCUCUAGGCCUUCAGGCAUGCUACCUGGACAACUUGAGACAAAUCCCAGGAGUCAUGUGAAUGCUAUAACUCUAAGAAGUGGAAAACAAUAUGAGGGAUCCAAGAUGAAGGAAAAUGAUGGGGUGGAUGGUCAUCAUGAAGAAAAAAAUGAAAACGUGAUAGAUGUGGAUAAUGAGACCCAAACGCAAGAAGAAGAAAAAGUUGAAAAAUAUGUGGCCCCCGCUCCUUACAAGCCUCCUCUACCCUUUCCACAAAGGUUAGCUAAGGCUAAGUUAGAAAAGCAAUUCGGAAAAUUUUUGGAGAUUUUGAAAAAGUUGCACAUCAAUAUCCCGUUCACUGAAGCUAUUUCUCAAAUGCCUUCUUAUGCUAAGUUCUUGAAAGAGAUCCUAUCUAACAAAUGGAAAUUGGAAGAAUACGAGACUGUGGCCCUUACUGAGGAGUGUAGUGCUAUCAUCCAGAAUAAGCUGCCUCCUAAGCUUAAGGAUCCAGGUUCAUUUUCUAUUCCUUGUGUUAUUAGUAAUGUCUCUAUUAACCGUGCUUUGUGUAAUUUAGGUGCAAGCGUCGGUAAGUUCUCUAUCCCGAUUGACUUCGUUAUUUUAGAAAUAGAAGAAGAUUCUAACAUUCCAAUUAUAUUAGGAAGACCCUUCCUUGCUACUGCAGGUGCUAUAAUCGAUGUUAAAAAUGGAAGGCUCUCUCUAAAUAUUGGAGGGGAGACGGUAGAAUUUGAUUUAAGCAAUACUAUGAAACUCCCUCUAACUGAUACAAUUUGUUACAGGGUCGACGUCAUUGACAAGUGUACACAUGAGCAAAUUUCAAAUAAUAACUCAGCUGAUCCACUUGAGAAAUGUUUGGUAAGUGAUGGUUCAAUAAAUGAUGAAGACCCCGAGGUAGCCGCGUAUGCUCAAUCUUUAGAAUCAACAUCAACUGCUCCACUUCGAAAUGCAAAGCUUGAAAGAUUGAUGCUAGAGCCAAAAGGUUCUAUUUGUGAAGAGGAUAAUGCACCAAAGGUAGAAUUAAAACCCCUCCCUUCCUCUUUAAGGUAUGAAUUUCUUGGCCCUGAUUUUACUUAUCCUGUGAUUGUGAAUGCAUGUCUGAAUGAAAAUGAAACUGAUAAGUUGCUUAGAACACUUAGGAUGCAUCGCAAGGUCAUAGGAUACACCAUGAACGACAUUAAGGGAAUUAAUCCAUCAAUUUGCAUGCAUAGAAUUCUCUUGGAAGAUGAUCAUAAACCCUCUAUAGAACACCAACGUAGAUUAAAUCCUAACAUGAAAGAAGUGGUUAAAAAGGAAGUGCUUAAGCUACUAGAUUCUGGGGUAAUCUAUCCUAUUUCUGAUAGUGAAUGGGUUAGCCCGGUUCAUGUGGUUCCUAAAAAGGGAGGUGUGACCGUAGUUAAGAAUGCAAAUAACGAACUUAUCCCUACUAGGACGGUUACGGGUUGGAGGAUGUGUAUUGAUUAUAGGAAAUUGAACAAGGCAACCCGAAAAGAUCAUUUUCCACUUCCCUUUAUAGACCAGAUGUUGGAAAGGUUGAAAGAAGCAUUGAUAACAGCUCCUAUUAUGCAACCGCCGGACUGGAAUCUCCCAUUUGAAGUCAUGACUGAUGCAAGUGAUUAUGCGGUUGGUGCUGUGUUGGGCCAAAGGAAGAACAAGAUAGUUCAUGCAAUUUAUUAUGCUAGUCGCACUCUUGAUGAAGCCCAAGUUAACUACGCUACCACUGAAAAGGAGCUAUUAGCAGUUGUAUUCGCCUUUGACAAGUUCAGGUCUUACUUAGUGGGGUCCAAAGUCAUCGUUUAUACCGACCACUCCGCCAUCAAAUAUCUUUUGAGCAAGCAAGAUGCCAAGCCUAGGUUGAUCCGAUGGAUACUACUUUUGCAAGAAUUUGACCUAGAGAUCAAGGACAAGAAAGGGACGGAAAAUUUGGUGGCAGACCAUUUGUCGAGGAUGAAGCAAGAAUCACAUGAUAAGGAGGAGGAUGAACUACCGAUCGAUGACUCUUUCCCAGAUGAUCAGUUGUUAGCCAUUGAAAGAUUGGAUGCACCAUGGUAUGCGGACUUCGUCAAUUACAUAGUGUGUGGAGUCUUGCCUCCGGAUCUGAGCUAUCAACAGAAGAAGAAGUUCUUUGCUGACUUGAAGUAUUAUUUUUGGGAUGAACCAUUUCUAUACAAACGGUGUGUUGAUGGGAUGUUCAGAAGGUGUAUUCCUGAAGAUGAGGUUGCCAGUAUUCUCCAUCAUUGCCACUCAUCUUCCUACGGAGGACAUGCAAGCACUUCAAAGACAGUUGCAAAAGUUCUACAAUCAGGUUUCUAUUGGCCGAGUCUUUUCCGGGAUGCAAGACAGUUUGUGAUAUCUUGUGAUAGUUGUCAGAGGACCGGGAAUAUUUCGGAGCGACAUGAGAUGCCUUUACACUCCAUCUUGGAAAUUGAGGUCUUUGAUGUGUGGGUGAUAGAUUUCAUAGGACCGUUCCCGUCAUCAUGUAACAACAAGUUCAUCUUAGUGGCGGUGGACUACGUCUCCAAAUGGGUAGAAACGAUAGCAUCCCCCACCAACGAUGCUAAAGUUGUUGUGAAACUAUUCAAGAACGUUAUUUUUCCAAGAUCCAACGAUGCUAAAGUUGUUGUGAAACUAUUCAAGAACGUUAUUUUUCCAAGAUUUAGGGUGCCACGGACGGAUAAUUAUCUUUUCCCACUCCCUGAUCCUGAUCGCACGACCAUCCAUGUUCAUGCCAAUUGGUCCUACCUAACAUCUGAUUUUAUGAUUUGUGAUGGUCAUGAGGUUGUGCCAGCUGAGGAUGCUGACACGGUGCCAUCGAGCAAGAGCAACAACGUCAAGGACAACUACUGGACUCUAUACACUACAUGA
This is a messenger RNA of Asparagus officinalis (garden asparagus), 3462 nucleotides long. RefSeq lists its product as uncharacterized. Gene Ontology annotation, molecular function: nucleic acid binding. The coding region runs from base 1 to 3462 and encodes 1153 amino acids. The record is from RefSeq and is a predicted model, not a curated record. Lineage: Eukaryota; Viridiplantae; Streptophyta; Magnoliopsida; Asparagales; Asparagaceae. The transcript is spliced from 6 exons.